Molecule: messenger RNA, 729 nt
Organism: Lentinula edodes (shiitake mushroom)
Lineage: Eukaryota; Fungi; Basidiomycota; Agaricomycetes; Agaricales; Omphalotaceae
Exons: 4
Coding region: 1-729 (242 amino acids)
Source: RefSeq, a predicted model, not a curated record
AUGGCAAUGGAGCCUGUCUCACACAGCCGUACCUACAGAACUAUAGCUGAAAAAGUGUCUGCCUAUAUCGAUCUCGCUGUCACCGAGCCUGUAAAAGGCUGGUACCCUCCAUGUGUGCCACUACCCGUAGAGGCAUUAUAUGACUACGAUAUGGCCUUUCCACUCCCUGAUCCAGAUGCACUAGCUGAAAUCAACAAAUUGGAAGGUUGCGAAGACUCACAGACCUUCAAGCAGGUCGUGAUGGAUCUUUUGGGCCCUACUUCAAGAAUAGAGUUAAUAAACUUUGAAUAUUCACUGAAGGAACUCCGGAUGUCAUAUCGUUCGAUUUCAGUGGAAGGAUUCCAAUGGAAACUUAGAAAAUCCGCGAUGACACCGUUGGCCUCCAAUUACAUUCUCCUUGCCUAUUCAGAACGUCAAAUUAUUCGCUCUAGGCCAAGCCCUUAUAAAUUACCGCGAUCUAUGCUUCGGAAUCCUCGUUAUGUCGAAGUCGACAAAGGUAUAACAGCCAUCAUCGAAGAACUGUUUGGCCGUCCAAGAGAUUUAUCUUCUAAAGAGAAAAAACUCCCACCUUAUAUUGGAAGCAAGAUUCAUCCAAGGCUUGUGGACGUCAAAUCUCGCUUAACCGCAGUGGGACAAGGCGACUAUUUGCGGCUGGCUGAAUCUAAGUCCACAUCUUCAGUCAGCGCCGCAGCCAGCAGCAAACAUGAACGGAAAUCGCGAAGACUUUGA